This is a messenger RNA of Coccomyxa subellipsoidea C-169, 1701 nucleotides long. RefSeq lists its product as hypothetical. Bases 1 to 1701 code for a protein of 566 amino acids. The transcript has 7 exons. Lineage: Eukaryota; Viridiplantae; Chlorophyta; Trebouxiophyceae; Coccomyxaceae. The record is from RefSeq and is a predicted model, not a curated record.
AUGUCCCCUGGAGAGUCUGCUCUGCUGCUGGUGGAGGCCUCUUCCGAGCCUGCAGCAGCCUCUUCGGCUGGCGCUCGGGAUGCCCUGGGAGCCCAGGAUUUGUCUGCCGCUGGUGCGCCAGCCAGUCUGGCAUCACUUGUUCCAUUGGUCGACGGCACGAUAGCGCCCGAGGUCAGCCAGGCGUCAACUCCAGCAAUUGUUGCAGACACCGCGGCAUCUCCCGUGGCUUCGACUGGUGUUACCAACCAAGUCACAGACGCCGUAGCGCAAGCUCCCCAGGUGCUCGGCACUGACCAAUCAGCUGCCGCGAGCACACCGUUGGACCCUGGCAUCACUGCCGUGCAGCCACCAACACAGCCGACAGACCCACUCCCUGUAAUCGAUCCCCCAGCUCCGCAAGAUGCGCUGCCACCAGUGCCUCCAAGCGACCCAGUCCUUCCCGUCGGCCUCCCAGAGAUCCUGGCAGCAGCGAUAGCCCCAGCACUGGCAGCGGCACUGGCCCCUAUAGAAGUGCCGAUCAUUACGACAGCAGCACUGCCGCCGGCCAUUGUACCACUGAUGCCACUUCCUCCUGCAUUGGCGCCUGCACCGCUGAUGCCGCUCACAAUGCCUUCGAUCCCGGCUAUCCUGGCGCCCUUGGCUGCGCCCUGGGUGGCGCCCUGGACAGCCCCUGCCCUCGCCCCAAGCAUGGCGCCAGUCUGGGCCCCUGUGUCAGCGCCUUCAGCACUCCCACCAAGCGAACAGCUUGCUCCAGUUCCGGCUCCUACUCCAGGGGUUGCCCUUGCACCGGCCAUUGCACCGGCUAAUGCACCGGCCUUUGCACCGGCCCUUGCAACGGCCAUUGCACCGGCUAGUGCACCGGCCUUUGCACCGGCCCCAGCACCAGCCCCAGCACCGGCCCUUGCACCGGCUCUAACACCGGCCAUUGCACCGGCUAGUGCACCGGCCUUUGCACCGGCCCCAGCGCCGACCAUUGUGCUAGCCACCGCCUCGGCGCCUGCACCGGGCCCCGCGAUGGUCCCGCCACAACAGGAUACUCCCUUCAACACCCUCCCGCCGCUCUUCCCCUUCCUCGCUCAAAGGACCACUCCAUCGCCCACGCCUUCUCCCAACCCUCAGCCGGGCGCCAGAGUGCAGAUUAUUCCGCAGCUUGCCGGCCAGGAUGCGCUGACGCCGGCACCGCCUUGCGGACAGCCAGCCAGGAUCGCAGGCCCCAUGGCUGACUACAGUCAGUGCACGUGCACCUGCCCAACGGGCUUUGCGCCACUGGAGCCUGUCUGGCCGCCCGCGCCAGCCCCUGCACCCGACAUGGCCCCUGCACCCGCCCCCGUGCCAGUCCCGGCACCCGCUCCUGCACCUGGCAUAGCUCUAGUGCCUGCACCCGCUCCAGUACCUGCGCACGCCCCUGGUCCCGCGCCGUUUAUAGCCCCAGCGCCUGCUCCUGUGCCAGUCCCUGUGCCAGCACCGGCUCCUGUGCCUGCACCCGCUCCUGCGCCACCCCAGCUCCGGUGCCGGCGGCAGUACCAGCCCCGGCGCCUGCGCCUGUACCUGCACCCGCCCCCGCCCCUGUGCCGGCACCUGCCCCCGCUCCAGUGCCUGCCCCCGCACCUGCUCCUGUACCAGCUCCUGCGCCAGCACCUGAAGCGGCGACGCCUGCGCCAGCGGCUGAGCCUGUGGCAGGUCUGUUUGCUCCUCAUCUGA